CCCGGCCGAGGUCCUAGCGGAGGCCGGGGCGGGGCGGCGACGCCCCUGAUUGCAGUGCCACGGCUGCUCCGGCUCGGCGGAGGGAGCUGACUGCAAGACGCAGGCUGCGGCGGGCGCGCGUCUCGCAGGAGGGGUCGUGAAAUAAGAUUCAAACUCUGCAAUGACAACCUAUUUGGAAUUUAUCCAACAAAAUGAAGAACGAGAUGGGGUGCGGUUUAGUUGGAAUGUUUGGCCAUCUAGUCGUCUGGAAGCUACAAGGAUGGUGGUUCCAGUGGCAGCCCUGUUCACACCACUGAAGGAGAGACCUGACUUACCACCCAUUCAGUACGAGCCUGUGCUGUGUAGUAGGACUACUUGCCGUGCAGUUUUGAAUCCUUUAUGUCAAGUGGAUUAUCGAGCAAAACUUUGGGCCUGCAACUUUUGUUAUCAGAGGAAUCAGUUUCCACCGACUUAUGCUGGAAUAUCUGAACUGAAUCAGCCUGCUGAACUUUUACCUCAAUUUUCAAGCAUUGAAUAUGUUGUCUUGCGUGGUCCUCAGAUGCCUUUGAUAUUCCUCUAUGUGGUUGACACCUGCAUGGAAGAUGAGGACUUGCAAGCUCUGAAAGAAUCCAUGCAGAUGUCACUAAGUCUGUUACCACCGACAGCUUUGGUCGGACUUAUUACUUUUGGGAGAAUGGUGCAGGUUCAUGAACUUGGAUGUGAAGGCAUUUCAAAGAGCUAUGUCUUCAGAGGAACCAAAGAUCUGUCUGCCAAACAGCUGCAGGAAAUGUUGGGGCUCUCCAAAGUACCAGUUACUCAAGCAACACGUGGUCCUCAGGUACAACAGCCGCCUCCUUCCAAUAGAUUCUUACAGCCAGUACAGAAAAUAGACAUGAAUCUUACAGAUCUUUUGGGAGAACUUCAGCGAGACCCUUGGCCUGUACCACAAGGAAAGAGACCUUUACGUUCCUCAGGAGUGGCCCUUUCCAUAGCUGUAGGACUGCUUGAGUGUACUUUUCCCAACACUGGUGCUCGUAUCAUGAUGUUCAUUGGCGGUCCUGCUACCCAGGGGCCUGGAAUGGUGGUUGGAGAUGAACUGAAGAUACCUAUAAGAUCAUGGCAUGACAUUGAAAAAGACAAUACCAAAUAUGUUAAAAAGGGAACUAAGCAUUUUGAAGCAUUGGCUAAUCGAGCUGCUACAACGGGACAUGUUAUUGACAUCUAUGCAUGUGCAUUAGAUCAGACAGGUCUCCUGGAGAUGAAAUGCUGCCCUAACCUUACUGGAGGAUACAUGGUAAUGGGUGACUCUUUUAACACUUCCUUAUUCAAACAAACUUUUCAAAGAGUCUUCACCAAAGAUAUGCAUGGGCAGUUUAAAAUGGGCUUUGGUGGAACAUUAGAAAUAAAGACCUCAAGGGAAAUAAAGAUUUCUGGAGCUAUUGGACCCUGUGUGUCUCUUAAUUCUAAAGGACCCUGUGUGUCUGAAAAUGAGAUAGGAACAGGUGGCACUUGUCAGUGGAAGAUAUGUGGACUCAGUCCCACUACAACCUUAGCCAUAUAUUUUGAGGUUGUGAAUCAGCAUAAUGCUCCAAUUCCUCAAGGAGGGCGUGGUGCAAUCCAGUUUGUGACCCAGUAUCAGCAUUCAAGUGGGCAGAGACGCAUCCGAGUGACCACCAUUGCUAGGAACUGGGCAGAUGCUCAGACUCAAAUCCAGAACAUUGCUGCAUCUUUUGACCAAGAGGCAGCUGCCAUUCUUAUGGCCAGACUGGCAAUAUAUAGAGCAGAAACAGAGGAAGGACCAGAUGUGCUUAGAUGGCUGGAUAGACAGCUCAUUCGGCUGUGUCAGAAAUUUGGAGAGUACCACAAAGAUGAUCCAAGUUCCUUCAGAUUUUCAGAAACUUUUUCCCUUUAUCCACAGUUUAUGUUUCAUUUAAGAAGAUCUUCUUUCUUGCAAGUUUUUAACAAUAGUCCUGAUGAGAGUUCAUAUUAUCGUCACCAUUUCAUGCGUCAAGAUCUGACACAGUCUCUGAUCAUGAUUCAGCCCAUUCUGUAUGCGUAUUCCUUCAGUGGGCCACCGGAGCCAGUUCUUCUUGAUAGCAGCAGCAUCCUUGCAGACCGUAUUCUUCUCAUGGACACGUUCUUCCAGAUUCUGAUUUAUCAUGGCGAGACUAUAGCACAGUGGCGAAAGUCAGGCUAUCAGGAUAUGCCAGAAUAUGAGAAUUUCCGCCACCUUCUGCAAGCUCCAGUGGAUGAUGCACAGGAAAUCCUUCACUCCAGAUUUCCAAUGCCGAGGUACAUUGACACCGAGCACGGAGGCAGCCAGGCCCGUUUCCUUCUUUCAAAAGUCAACCCUUCACAGACUCACAAUAAUAUGUAUGCCUGGGGCCAGGAGUCAGGAGCACCCAUUCUCACAGAUGAUGUUAGUUUACAAGUGUUCAUGGAUCAUUUGAAGAAACUUGCUGUGUCCAGUGCUGCUUGACCUGCUUUCACUGAAGAUAAAAAAUAUUUCAGUUUCUUUUCUUCUUCUUUUUCAAUCUUCUGUGAAAACCAGCAGAAAUAUCCUUCUAGACUUGUUUUGUUGUCAAGAUGGUUUGAGACAGCAUAUGGAAAAAUGUUCAUGUUGUAGAUUAAGCUGGAACUAGAGCAAUGAGAACAAAUUUGUUUUGCUUGGCACAGUAUUAUAACUGGUUUUAGAAAUUUGAGGGCUUUAUAACUUAAUUAUGUUUAAGAGUUAAAGUAGUCUGCCUUACAUUACAGAUGUAACUUAUUUGUAUGUUGCAGACAAAUCAAAGUGGCACUGAAUAUCCUCACUGACCUUUAAAAACUUAUUUAAUUUCAGCCAGAAAGGAACAAAUCAAUAGUGAUGAUAAAUGUGAACAUUUUUUGCUUAUUUGUUGAAUAUUUUUCAGUGAUUUUCAGCACUUUGGCGUACACUUUUCUGUACUUACUCUGUUAAGAUGGAUUGAUUUUUUUAAAAAAAUGAUAUUUAGGAAUUAUCUGACUUUGUAAUGGUAAUUCUCAUGAAGGCAUCUUGAUUUUUCUGGUUACUUGUAAAAAUUUGGGUGAGAUUACAGUCCCACAACUGACAUUGGAUGUAAAAUUCCUACAAAGUACCCAAUUCAUGUGAACUGACCACAUUAACUUUUUAAAAAGGAUGAUAGAAAAUCAAGCAUUUUGUUAGUGAAUAAAGAAAUUCUUUGCAGUGAAAUUAUAACAACUAAACCAGAUUUGGUUUUCAUUAUAUCACGUUGUUUUCCCUUUUGAUAUUAUAUCUUUCAGAAUUUAACACUAUUUUAGGAGUUUACACAUUACUUUUUGUUUCUACUUUUUUUGUGAAAUUUAUUAAGUUGUGGUUCUUAUUGAGACAGUAUUAUAUAAUGACUAAUUAUGUCAUUUGGUGAUACUCUGCUCUGUCUUGAUUUUUGGUUAGUAUCAUUCACUCUUACCUUUAAAGUUUACUUAUAGCAAAUAUGUUUACAUGGCUAAAACAUGAGCUUUGACAAUGAACUUUACGUAUCAAGCACUGCAAAUGAAAGAUGGUGUUUUGGUAGAUGCUGAGAAAGAUAGUUGUAUAUGAUUGUACUUGCAUGAACACAAUCAUAUGAUGGUCAAAGAGACUUAUAAUUGUUUAUAUGUUGUAUUCAACUAGUUGAAAUAAAUUGGUUUAUCCCAUUUUAUUUGAGUUGAACUGUGUUAGGCCAAAAUGCUAAUAAAACAUAUGUUUCUCUCUG
Molecule: messenger RNA, 3710 nt
Organism: Jaculus jaculus (lesser Egyptian jerboa)
Lineage: Eukaryota; Metazoa; Chordata; Mammalia; Rodentia; Dipodidae
Gene: Sec23a
Product: SEC23 homolog A, COPII coat complex component
Exons: 20
Coding region: 161-2458 (765 amino acids)
Biological process (GO): intracellular protein transport; COPII-coated vesicle cargo loading; endoplasmic reticulum to Golgi vesicle-mediated transport
Cellular component (GO): endoplasmic reticulum exit site; COPII vesicle coat
Molecular function (GO): GTPase activator activity; zinc ion binding
Source: RefSeq, a predicted model, not a curated record